Choloepus didactylus (southern two-toed sloth) is the source of this 3172-nucleotide messenger RNA. RefSeq names its product zinc finger protein 598, E3 ubiquitin ligase (gene ZNF598). Lineage: Eukaryota; Metazoa; Chordata; Mammalia; Pilosa; Megalonychidae. The record is from RefSeq and is a predicted model, not a curated record. Gene Ontology annotation, biological process: rescue of stalled cytosolic ribosome; protein ubiquitination. Gene Ontology annotation, molecular function: ubiquitin protein ligase activity; ribosome binding.
AUGGCGGCGGCGGCGGUGGCGGCGCCCGAGCGGGGCGGCGGGAGCUGCGUGCUGUGCUGCGGCGACCUGGAGGCCACGGCGCUGGGCCGCUGCGACCACCCGGUGUGCUGCCGCUGCUCCACCAAGAUGCGGGUGCUGUGCGAGCAGCGCUACUGCGCCGUGUGCCGCGAGGAGCUGCGCCAGGUGGUCUUCGGGAAGAAGCUGCCCGCCUUCGCCACCAUCCCCAUCCACCAGUUGCAGCACGAGAAGAAAUACGACAUUUACUUUGCCGACGGAAAAGUGCUGGCGCUGUACCGGCAGCUGCUGCAGCACGAGUGCCCGCGGUGCCCUGAGCUGCCGCCCUUCAGCCUCUUCAGCGACCUGGAGCAGCACAUGAGGAAGCAGCACGAGCUCUUCUGCUGCAAGCUGUGCCUCCAGCACCUCAAGAUCUUCACAUACGAGCGCAAGUGGUACUCACGCAAGGACCUGGCACGGCACCGCAUGCAGGGGGACCCAGACGACACGUCGCACCGUGGGCACCCGCUCUGCAAGUUCUGCGACGAGCGUUACCUGGACAACGACGAGCUGCUCAAGCACCUGCGCCGUGACCACUACUUCUGCCACUUCUGCGACUCAGAUGGGGCCCAGGACUACUAUAGUGACUACGCAUACCUGCGUGAGCACUUCCGGGAGAAGCACUUCCUGUGCGAGGAGGGCCGCUGCGGCACAGAGCAGUUCACCCAUGCCUUCCGCACCGAGAUCGACCUCAAGGCCCACCGGACAGCCUGCCACAGCCGCAGCCGCGCCGAGGCCCGCCAGAACCGCCAGAUCGACCUGCAGUUCCACUACGCACCCCGGCACGCACGCCGUGAGGGGGUCGUCAGUGGCGAGGACUACGAGGAGGUGGACAGGUACAACCGGCAAUGCCGUGCAGGCCGGGUCAGUGGGCGCGGAGCCCAGCAGAGUCGCCGAGGCAGCUGGAGGUACAAGAGGGAAGAAGAGGAGCGAGAAGUGGCCGCCGCCACCCGGGCCUCAGUGGCAGCACAGCAGCAAGAGGAGAAGCGCCAGGGAGAGGACCGUGAGGAGGGCGGCAGGAGCAAGAAGGAAGAGGCCGCACGGGGGCCCGAGGAGCCCCGGGGACCCCGGCGCCCAUCCCGGCCUCAGGGCGAAGGCCCAGGCCCCAAGGAAGCCUCUACGGAUGGUUCUGGAAGUCAGGAGGCUCUCCCAGCAGCAGACCCAGCCACAGGGGCUGUGCCUCCCAGCGCCCUCCCGCCACCCAGCGCGAAGCUCAAGUAUGAAGACUUCCCCAGCCUGUCCGCCUCCUGCCCGGCAGCCCCUGGCCCUGCGGGCUUGGUGCGGGCCUACCCCAUUCCCAGCAGGGGCCGCAGCGCCUUCCAGGAGGACGACUUCCCCGCCCUGGUGCCCUCGGCGAGCAAGCCCAGCGCUGCCUCCGCCAGCAUCGUCUCUGCCUGGAACAGCGGCGGCAGGAGCAAGAAGGUGGCGCAGACCAGCGCAGGGCCUCAGGCUGCCGGGGGGGGCGGCCAGCCCCCCAGGAAGGCUGGGAAGGGGGGCGGCAAGGGCAGCCGGAAGGGGGGCCCGGCCCCCACCGAGGAGGAGGACAGCCACGGCGGCCGCAGCGCCCAGGAGCUGCGCAGCGUGCCCACCACGCUCGCCGUCUCCUCCCUGCUGGCACUGGCCUCCUCCCAGACCCUUGCCAAGGUCGGCAGGAAGAAGAAGGUAGGGGCCGAGAAGCCCAGCACCGUCUCACCCGCACCACCGCCCCCCAGCCGCACCCCAAGGGUCCCCGACAAGGACGAGCCGGCUUCUGCUGGCCAAGCUGAGGGGCCCGCAGCCAUUAUCGUCAACGGACAUGUGGAGGGGCCAGCCCUGGCACGGAGCGCCCCCAAGGAGCCCCCUGGGCUCCCACGGCCCCUGGGGCCCAUCUCCUGCCCCGCCCCCCAGGAAGAGUUCCCAGCGCUUGGCGGCCCCUGUGCGCCCCGGAUGCCACCCCCCCCAGGCUUCAGCACCGUGACACUCCUGAAGGGCUCGCCACCCCCGCCCCCGCCAGGCUUGGCGCCCCUGGUCAGCAAGCCGCCCCCCGGCUUCUCCGGCCUCCUGCCCAGCCCCCCCAGCACCACCACGAAAGUAGCCAAGCUGAGCCCCGCACCCCAGGCCUACCUGGUCCCCGAGAACUUCCGGGAGAGGAACCUAGAGCUCAUCCAGUCCAUCAAGGACUUCUUGCAGAGCGACGAGGCCUGCUUCAGCAAGUUCAAGAGCCACUCGGGGCAGUUCAGACAGGGCACGAUCUCCGCAGCCCAGUACUACAAGAGCUGCCGGGAUCUUCUUGGGGAGAACUUCCAGAAGAUCUUCCACGAGCUGCUGGUGCUGCUGCCAGACACGGGCAAGCAGCAGGAGCUGCUGUCCGCUCACGUGGACUUCCAUGGCCGCGAGCAGCCCGGGCAGCGCAGGAAGAGUGCCUGGCAGCAGAGCGCCCAGCCGGCAGGCCUGGACUGCCGCGUGUGCCCCACCUGCCAGCAGGUGCUGGCGCACAGCGAUGUCGGCAGCCACCAGGCGCUGCACAUGGCCCGGGACGAGGACUUCCCCUCUCUGCAGGCCAUCACCAGGGUCAUCACGUAGCCCCCGGCUGCCUGCGAGCCUCCCUCCUCUCGGGCUGCCGGGCAGCCAGGCAGGGCCUGGGGAGGCCACCAGCUCAGGGCCCAGGGCUGACCAGACCAGCAGGGAGUCGCCAGGAAGGCCCACCCUGCUGUCAGCAAGCACCACGAGGAGCCCCCCGGGGCCUCCCAGAGUGGGCCGUGCCCCCUGCCCCGCGGCAGGCUGGUCUCAGUUGGCGUUCUCUCAGUUUGGGAAGGUGCCUGGGGCAGGAGAGGCCCAGGUGCCAGAAGCUGUUCCUGCUGUUCAAGCUGGAGCUGGGCCCCCCACAUCUGAGGCUGUAGCAUUUGCACCCCCAGAGCUGAAAGCUUUGGGUCCAUGGGGCUGGAGUCAGAUGUCAAGGGUGUUGUGUAAACAGUUGGCCGUUUUGUGAUUUAAGAAUAUUCAGGAUUAAAAGCUGACACGAAAUUGUGCUACUUGAAACUGAAUCUUUUUAUGAGACAAGCUGAAUUUGCUAUCUCAAAUUGCCUCUGACCUUUUAUAAACAGUUUAUCUUCAAAUAAAUUUAUUUUGCAAUACUGCA